This is a messenger RNA of Arachis duranensis, 810 nucleotides long. RefSeq lists its product as uncharacterized. The transcript has a single exon. The record is from RefSeq and is a predicted model, not a curated record. Lineage: Eukaryota; Viridiplantae; Streptophyta; Magnoliopsida; Fabales; Fabaceae. Bases 1 to 810 code for a protein of 269 amino acids.
AUGAAUUUCGUGUUACCCAGGAGGUUCACUCUGCUGACCUCCCUAACUCCCUAUGAUGGGUUAGGUGAUCCGAAGAAAUACAUCAAAAAGUUCACCUCCAUGAUGACAGUAAACAGUGUAUCUUAUAAAGUUUUAUGUCGUUGCUUUCCAUCUUACUUAGACGGUCCUGCACUUGAUUGGUUUUGUUCUUUGCCUAUAGGUUCCAUUUCUCGAUUUCGAGACAUAUCAAAGCCCUUUGAGGAGCACUUUGCUGGAUCGGCCAUCUACAUACACGACUCCGAUUACCUGAAUACAAUCAAGCAAGGCCAGCACGAAAGCCUCAGGGACUACAUGACGCGCUUCACAAAGAUAGCCAUGAGUAUACCCGACCUCCAUCCCGAGGUGGAACUGCAUUCAAUAAAAAGCGGACUCCGACCAGGAAAAUUUCGAGAAACUAUUACCGUAGCCAAACCCAAGACUAUGGCCGAGUUCUAUGAAAAGGCUAAAGGUCAGAUCGACAUCGAUGAACUCCGACAAGCUCGGAAAACAGAAAAGCCUCACUACAGAGACGACGACAAAACGCGGGACAACAAGAAAAAUUUCAAACCAACUCCACAAUACGAGUCCUACACUCAAUUCAACACCAAGAGCGACGACAUCAUUGAGGAGAUCUUGAAUUCAAAUUUGAUCAAAUCACCAAGAAAAGCCGGCAGUUACCUAGAUUCAAAAGGAGCGGACAUAUCAAAAUACUGCUCUUUCCACCAAAAGUACGGACACACUACCGACGACUGUGUCAUCGCCAAAGACCUUUUGGAGCGACUAGCUCGGUAA